Gossypium raimondii (Peruvian cotton) is the source of this 3202-nucleotide messenger RNA. Its product is annotated as WRKY transcription factor SUSIBA2. The record is from RefSeq and is a predicted model, not a curated record. Gene Ontology annotation, molecular function: DNA-binding transcription factor activity; sequence-specific DNA binding. Lineage: Eukaryota; Viridiplantae; Streptophyta; Magnoliopsida; Malvales; Malvaceae. The coding region runs from base 200 to 2491 and encodes 763 amino acids. The transcript is spliced from 6 exons. Gene Ontology annotation, biological process: regulation of DNA-templated transcription.
AACUUGAAAAGUUUCUGAAAAACGUUUCUCUAAGAACAUUUCAGCUACACACAGCUGAACUUCACCGUAUCAAAAAUUUAUUUAUUUUCUUUUCUUGAUUUUCAUUUUUAAUCAUUGUAAAAUCCAAAUCCUAAUUCUUAAAUCGCUGCUGAUUGCUCUCUUUUUUGUAAACACUCCCUUCUUUUUUUUAAUCUUUGCCAUGGACCACAAUGUAACCGUUUUCACCAACCGCCAAGAAUCCGUUACGGCUGAUGACGGUAAUGGUGAAUCGGAAACAGUCAAUCAUGGAUGUGGAGGCGGAGACGGGGACGGAGACGGAGGUGGCGAUGGUGGUAAGUCAGGCGUCAGCAUUGCGGAGAGGAGGGCGGCAACGUGCGGAUUCAAGGUGGAUAAGAUAAAUACAGCGAGAUUUCGGGCCUCCACUAGCCCAUUGGCCUCCCCGCCGGUCCGUUUGCCUUAUCUUACUAUCCCUCCUGGCAUUAGCCCCACGGCGUUGUUGGAUUCUCCUAUUAUGUUGCCCAACGCUCAGGGAUCUCCCACCACUGGAACUUUUCCGGUACCCACUCUCAAUCAGGAUGGUCAAGUGCUGAGUGUUAGCAACACAGACAGAGGCAGCAAAAUAGCUCCUUCCUUCACAUUUAAACCACAAAGUAUGGAUUCCCAGCCAAGCUUUUCUAGUUUAGAAGAUCAGGUUUCUUCCUCUUUGAAUCUAGUUCAGAGGGCCGAGGUCGAUUAUCAGCCUCUUGUCCAUUUGGGUACACCUUUGGAUUUUGAAUUUCCUGCAGAAUUUUCCAAAGAAGCUACUUCAAGGAGUUUUGCAGCAGAUUCAGUUGCCGAAGUCAAAGUUUUAAAUAACAUUGUGAACGAUAAUGUUAAUCUGGGAUGCCAUCCUUCUGAAUUGGCUGGUGAUCGAACGUCAAUGCAGAAGGUUCCUUUCAACGGACAAGAUGUCAGCACAAAUCUUUCAGAAAGUGAUCCAAAGGGAACAAACACCACAGCGGGAACAGCAAGAACAUCAGAAGAUGGAUAUAAUUGGAGGAAGUAUGGGCAGAAACAGGUAAAGGGUAGUGAAUAUCCAAGAAGCUACUAUAAAUGUACCCAUCCAAAUUGUCAGGUGAAGAAGAAGGUAGAGCGUUCACUUGAUGGCCAAAUUACUGAAAUUAUCUACAAGGGUGCUCAUAAUCACCCAAAGCCUCAGCCUUGUCGCCCAUCACUUGGAUCCUCUUCAUCAUCUAAUGAAAUGUCAGAGAGUGCUGAAGGCAAUGGAACUUGUGUCAAAAUUGAAAGUGGUUUAAUUUGGAAAAAUACCCAAGCAGGUUCAAAGGAUAUUAAGCUUGGAUCUGAUUUGAGAGCCGAUGGCCUGGAAAGAACAUCCUCAACGUCUGUUAUAACUGAUCUUUCUGAUCCACUAUCAACUGCCCAAGGAAAAUCAGUUGGUGUUUUUGAAUCUGCUGAUACUCCAGAGUUUUCAUCAACACUUGCUAGUAAUGAUGAUGAUAAUGAUGAUAGGGCUACCCAGGGAAGUAUAUCACUCUGUGAUGAUGCAGCUAAUGAUGAUGAGUCUGAGUCAAAAAGAAGGAAGACAGAAUCGUGCUCGACUGAGAUGAAUGUGGCAUCUGGGGCUAUCCGUGAACCCAGAGUUGUUGUGCAAAUAGAAAGUGAAGUGGAUAUACUCGAUGAUGGUUAUCGAUGGAGGAAGUAUGGACAGAAGGUUGUCAAAGGAAACCCUAAUCCUAGGAGCUAUUACAAAUGUACAAGUCCCGGAUGUCCUGUGAGAAAGCAUGUGGAAAGAGCUUCUCACAAUCUAAAAUGCGUGCUCACGACAUAUGAUGGAAAACACAAUCAUGAAGUUCCAGCAGCCAGAAGCAGCAGUCAUGUUAACACAAGUGCUUGUAAUUUACCCCCAACAGUGCCCAACAGUCAAGCUGCUCUGGCAUUAUCCAGAAAUUCUCAUGUUCUAAAGCCUGAAACACCAAUCCAGGAUAUUGCACCUCCUUUUGAUCGAAAGCCCGAAUUCAAAAUUGAAUAUAUGAGACCUAGUUUUCUUGGGGAUUUCAGCAAUGAAAUGAAGCUUGGGACUGCUUCUCUGGCUUCUGUUUACCAAAUGAAGUUUCCUUCCUUACAGAAAGCUAUUCCUUAUGGCACCUUUGGACUGAACCCAAACUGCAUUGCAACACGUUCAUCUGGCUCAAUUGCCUCAACAGUUCCAAAUUUUCCAAUUUCGAUGCCAUUGAAUCUCCCAACAUCUGCAAAUCUUUCUUUGGCUGGUUUUGAUAUCAAUAAUGGUGGAAAACCAGCUGCUCCAAUUCACUCUUUCCUUCCAGGGCAACAGUUCAAAGAGAAUGCUGCUAGGUUCCAUGGGAUCAAACAGGAGCUAAAGGAUGAUAACCAUUAUGAUCCUUGCCUUCCCAUUGUCGACCAUGCAAGUGCAACAUCAUCAUCAUCAUCAUCAGUCUAUCGCCAGCAGGCCACCGGAAAUUUUCCAUCCUAGACUGCAAUUCGCUUCUUACUGGAGCCUGGCCUUUGGCUUGGCUUCUCCAAAUUCUUAUGCUUUUCCGAGUCCCUUCUUGCUACUGGUUAUCAUCAUCAUUGCCUAAAGCUUCUCCAGAUUCUUAUGGUUUUUUGAGUCGUCUCUUGCUUUUGGCCAUCAUCAACACUGCUUGAAGCGUUAAUGAUGUCUGGGGAUUGAGAGCUCGGAAUGGAAGGACACUGAACUCAGGCCUCCUCUGACGGCAUUUGACUGGGUCUCUGGUUAUGUUGUUUCUGUCUGGUUAAGUUGCUUUGAUGAUUUUAGUUCUUAGGCGGUUCAGUUUGGUGUUGUGCCUGGUGCUGAUGUUGCUGAAGUGAACUGAUAUCAUGCGUCUCCGUACAGCAAUAGGAAUAAAACGAUGGCCACUACCAAGGCAGUAGAGGAUGUUACUUGUGGUUGUCGCCUAGUUUAAAAGGCUUUGACUUUCGGCCUGGUCCUUAUUUAUUCCUAUCUUGUAUCGGUUCUUGUUGACCUUGGGGAAUUGUGAUCGAAUUCGAGAAAUUCGUGUUGCUAUUCUAUUGCUCGUCUUUGUUCUUUUUGUUAUGUCUGAUUCAUGUCUUCAUAGGCUACUUGGUUCUCUUUUUUGUAACUUUUGUAACUUUUCUUGAGAUGAUGAAUUUUAUUGACAACAACAAAGAAAGCAUUUAUCUCUGGAGUUUGACACCAAAAUAA